Physella acuta is the source of this 904-nucleotide messenger RNA. Its product is annotated as cytochrome c oxidase assembly protein COX16 homolog, mitochondrial. The record is from RefSeq and is a predicted model, not a curated record. Gene Ontology annotation, cellular component: mitochondrial inner membrane. Gene Ontology annotation, biological process: mitochondrial respiratory chain complex IV assembly. Lineage: Eukaryota; Metazoa; Mollusca; Gastropoda; Physidae.
UUUAAUAAUCAUCAUGGCGGAAUCCAUUCGCAAUGCUUGGGCCAAUGUCAUGCGUAGAAGAUUUAUAAGAUUAGGAAUACCGUUUGUUGUUUUUGUAGCUGGAGGUUCUUUUUUCUUGAAACAGUUUGCCAGCCUUCGUUAUGAAUUCAGAAAUUCAAAAAGGCUUUCAAAAGAAGAGGCGGAAGAAUUAGGAUUUAAAACUGUCAGUGUUGAUACAGAAAUUGAAAAAAUGUUAAAAGAAAUUGAGGAAAAAGACCUGGAUAACUGGGAAAAUAUUAGAGGGCCUAGACCCUGGGAAGAUUCAAAGUCUGUUCAGAUAGAAAGUAGAAAACUAUUAGAACAACAAAAGUCAAAGGAAGUUAAAAGCAGCUGAGCAAAGUUGUAAUGUGUACAUAAUGCAGAUGUAAUUCAAGGGAGGCUACAAGUUGAAUUUGUUUUUAUUGUGCAUCUUAUGAAACUUGUGUGUGAAUAAUGAUUGUAUUCUAACAUUACUGAUUACAAUUAUCUAGUGCAUUUUAAUCAGCAAGCUGCAAUGGCAUUUCAAUUCAAUAAUUGCAAAACUUUAAUAUUGAAGAAAUAUGCAGCAUGUGAUCGUUGACUUGAGUGCUAUGAGAGGUUAUGUACCUUGAGAGAUAAGGCACAUUUUGUAAUUAAAAUGAUCCUCAUUACACUUUCUAGCCAUUUUACAUUUUUGUUUUGUUUUCUUUUUAAAAAGUUACAACAUGCAUUGUUGUUUGUAAUUAUAUCCAUCAUGCCAACAGUUUUUUAAAAAUUGUAAGCAAUGAUGUGUGAUGAAAGUGAAAAUAUGUUAACUGAUAAUGUUAAUUUAUUUUUUACUGUAAAAUAUUUUUAGUUACAUUUUUUAAUGCCCCAAUAUUAAAACAAUAAAUGACAUUUCAACCUA